AUGUUUUCAUUGAGAGUUGUUGGAGCAUUCUCGCUGCUUCGAUGCGUUCUUUCUCAAGAAUUCGAUAGCCCUAUGCAGAUUGUCAACCUUAUCAACCCUCUCUGGGCUCUACCAGAUGGCGAAAAUUCCACAAGAGGGCUUGGGGCCUCAGUUGUCAACGUUGACUCAACAGCAACAACCUACGCUAUCAGCUGUGAUGCCACCGCUGAGUUAGUACCGGGUCCGACGCCCAUAACAUGUAUAUGGGAAACUGUUGGCGCGCAAGUGUUCACACAAUGGGAGACGAGUCUGCAGUUCUCUCAUAGCUUCACUGGCUUCGAUGAUGUUACCUCUUAUGAAGGCGACUUUAAAUUUCCUUCCACACUCGCACCUUCCGUUACUGGUACUUUCACCCUGAGCGUCGCUGCUCAAAUUGGAGUUACUCAAGAUGAGGGGACCAUUACUGCCAUGACACGGACUAGUUUGCAGACUGGCACGACAUCAGCGACCUGGUAUGCGAUUCUUAUCACAGCUGGUGGGGAGAAGUUGGCUGCUGCCUCAAGUUCAAGAACAGCUUCUGGAACAGCUUCCUCUGCUAGUAACAGUCAGGUUACAGGAACGAGCAGUCAGACCGAGACCUCGAGCACGGCGAGCGGGAGUGGUACGGUGACUUCUUCUUCGCCCAUUGUCACCUCGACACCAUCGACGAGUUCGGGGACUGGAGGGGCUGAUGCAGCGAGUCCAAGCACGACUUCGAGCAUUGCUGCGGCAGAGAAAGUUGGAAGGAAUAUUGAAUGGCUUGGUGGUGUCGUGGGUGGGAUUUUGGGUAUGUUUUUUUUGUGA
Molecule: messenger RNA, 822 nt
Organism: Cadophora gregata
Lineage: Eukaryota; Fungi; Ascomycota; Leotiomycetes; Helotiales; Ploettnerulaceae
Exons: 4
Coding region: 1-822 (273 amino acids)
Source: RefSeq, a predicted model, not a curated record